Messenger RNA from Nipponia nippon (crested ibis), 2269 nucleotides. The record is from RefSeq and is a predicted model, not a curated record. Lineage: Eukaryota; Metazoa; Chordata; Aves; Pelecaniformes; Threskiornithidae.
AUGGAGAGCGGCCGUCGCAGCGAGAUGGGGGACGAUGCGCCUCUGAGCCGGGUGCCCCCGCCCAGCGCCCUGUGCCGGGGUGACGGGCUCUGGCUUCUGCUCCCAGCCUUGCGGCUCCCCGCUCCCCGGCGUGGCAAUGCCCCGGUGCGGCUUCCCAGCCUGGUCCCUCGCCGGGCUGCUCCCGGCUCUGUGCGCUCAUCCCAGCCCAUUCCAGGACCACCCACCAACCCCUUCGAGGUGGCGCUGGAAGGGACCUCCUCGGAGGUGGGCUAUGGUGGGACGGUGCUGCUGAACUGCUCCACCAGCUGCCGCGACGCCGGGGCGCCCGGGGGGCUGGAGACCUCCCUCAGCAAGGACUCAUCCCAGCCCAUUCCAGGACCACCCACCAACCCCUUCGAGGUGGCGCUGGAAGGGACCUCCUCGGAGGUGGGCUAUGGUGGGACGGUGCUGCUGAACUGCUCCACCAGCUGCCGCGACGCCGGGGCGCCCGGGGGGCUGGAGACCUCCCUCAGCAAGGAGUGGGUGGGCCGGGGGCCGGGCUGGCUGAGCAUCCGGCUCCGCAACAUCACCGAGCCCCUCUCCGACAUCAUCUGCUACGUCUCCUGCUUCGGGGAAAGGAAGGUGGUGACUUUUACGGUGCUGGCUUACGAGCUCCCCCAGCCUCACCUGGCCAUCAGCAACCCCAACGCCUCCUGCAACGAGACGGUGGCCAUCGCGUGCUCCUCGGUGCCCAGCUGGCCCCCGGGGCUGAAGCUGUGGCUCCGCAGCAGCCGCCGGCCCCUGCAGCCCUGGGCAGAGGGGCCCGUGCACCUGGAGCUGACGGCCGGGGAGGAUGACGAUGGGACCGAGUUCUCCUGCGAAGCGCAGCUCAGCGUGGGCAACCGGACGCUGCGGAAGAGCUCGGCCACGGACAUGCUGGGAGUCAUGUACCACGACCCCGACGUGGUGGUCCCGGUGCUGGUGGUGGUGCUGGCGGUGGCCGCCCUGCUUACCGGCCUGACGGUCUACAGGAUCUACUACCGCAAGAAGAAAAUCCGGCAGUACCUGCUGCAGGAGCGGCACAGGCGGCUGGCGCCGCCACGCUCAGGCCAGGGCCGUGCCGGGAUCCCCGCUCCCACCCUGGUGCGGGGACGUCACCGCUGCCCUCCUGGCAGCUCCGCAUCCUCACCGGAGCCCGCCGGCACCGCCGCCAAUGCCAGUUGCCGGAUCGCCGGCGCCUUCCCCGCUGGGGACGUCCGCUUCAGCAUCACCCUGGCAGAGCAGAGCCUAAACUUCACCGUGACGGCGACCGGGGACGUGCUCACCGCCGUCACCGUGCUCUCAACCAGCACCCCGGGGCAGCAGGAGCUGACCUGCACCGCCACGGUGGCGACGGCAGCACGGACAGCACGGACGUGGCUCCACGUCUACCGCUUCCCGGCUCCCGUCCUGGAGCUGAGCCCGGCAUCGGCACCAGCGGGCAGCGAGGUGACGGUGGCGUGCCGCGCCGGGGUUGCCGACCCCCCUGCCGUCCGGCUGCAGCUCCGUGAUGCCGACGGGGGGGUCCUGGCCGAGGGGCCGCAGGCCCGGCUAGAGCUGCGGUUGGUGGCCCGGCGGGAGGAUGACGGGCGGCAAUUCGGGUGCCGGGCCAGCCUGGCCAUCGCUGACGGCAUGGUGACAAAAGACACAGACACCCGGCUCGCCGUGCUCUACAAGCCCGAAAUGGCAGCGAGCGACUGCCCCAGCAACCGCACAUGGCUGCGGGGGACACGGGAAGCGCUGUCCUGCCGUGCCACCGGCAACCCUGCACCCACCGUCGUCUGCGGCAGGGACGGGGGCGCCGGCCGCACCCGGGGGGCGGGGUGGGAGCCCGCGUGCCGCGCCGAUGGGGCCCCCCCACCCAGCCCCCGCUGCGCCCGCGAUGGCGGUGCCCACCGCACCCGGGGGAGCCGGGCCGUCAGCCGGGCCGACGCCGGCCGCUACAUCUGCCGGGCCACCAACAAGCACGGCUCGGCUGUUCGCAGCGUUGUUGUCACCGUCGAGUAUGAGCCGAGCAUCGGCGAGAUGGGCUGCCCGGCGCGGCGGCUCUGGGUGGAGGGGACGCCGGCGGAGCUGGCCUGUGCCGCCAGCGGGAACCCCCCGCCCCACGUCGCCUGUGCCAAGCUGGGGGACGGCCAGGACCCCCCUCCGGCGAGCCCCAACGUCACCCGCGCCCACGCCGGCACCUACCAGUGCCGGGCCACCAACACCCACGGCUCUGCCCUCCGCAAUGUCACCGUCGCCGUCGAGU